AACUCGUCGAAAGAAUUGUUUAAACACUGUAGAAAAUGUGCACGGGUUUUUUUCUUUAUUAAUUUAUUGAUAUUCGGAGAAACAUAGUGGAAUUAAUUAAUUAUAUUGAUAUUUGUUUAUACAUUUGUAUUUAGUUUUAUUUAUGUAAAUUAUUAAUUAAUUAAGUUUUAUUUAUUUUUUUUAAAUAUAUAUAAACAAAUAUUUACUGUGGAAUACCUAACAUAUUUAUAAUUGUAUGUUUACAAUAGUGGUAAAGUGCUGUGUUCGAAUGUAAUUUCAAAUGAUUUAAAAUAAAGAAGAAAACGUAAAAAUUAUAAGUGUUAUAAAAAUAUAAUAAUUAUAAUUAAAGCAUGUUAUAAAUGCGUGACAAAAUGAAAUUAAAUAUAUUAUUCUACCAGUUCUACUUUCUAAAAUGUAAAGUGUACGUGUAGAGAAAAAAUACUAUAGAGAAGAAUAAUAAGUUUGGAGAAAUUAAUAAAAAUAAUUUUAUUAUUAAAAUAAAUAUUUAAAAAAAUAAAAGAGUAAAUAAAAAAAAAUACAUAAUAAUAAGUAAAAUUAAUAUUGUGUGUGUGUGUAUAUAUUUAAAUAGAGAAUAAUUUAAAAUAGAGAGAAAAAAAAAGAAAGAAAGAAAAUAAAGCAAUAAGAAGAGAAACCAACCGUUCAUAACAGAAGGAGCUUAAAAGGUAUGUGUGGGACGUUGUGAACUUUUCAAUUUUCUUAGUUCUGGAUUUAUGUAGGAUAAAUUACUUAUGGUGUACUUAUAUUAUGGCAACAAAUAACAAUUUGUUCAUAAAUCUGUGGAAUUCCUUAGGGGGAACAUAAAUUAAGACACGAUACGCAUGACUUCGUGGGGAUAAGGAUACAGGACAUUUUUCAAUAAAAGAUGAUUAAUUAAGUCAACUUCAAUAAACUGUCCAUUGAAAAUAUCAUGUUUAAUUGAAAAGAACAAAAACAAAAUAAAAACUAGCAACAUAGCAUUUCCAAAGGAAUCGUGAGCGAAAAAGGAAUGUUAAGAGAGGAAAAAUAUUUUUAAUUUUCAGCUUUACUUUCGCAUUAUACCGUAAUAAAAAAAAUACUUUUCACUUGCUUAUAAUUUCAUCAUUGUCAUCGCAUAGCCUGCCGUCAAUGUAUACAUAAUUUGAUUUCAUAUAACAAAGUUAUUAUCGCGCGUAUAACAUCAAAAUUUAUUUCCAUUUACAUUAUCCGCCACAAAAAGGAAUAAAUGCAUAUGUAUGUGUAAAUCAUCGUGUUAUUAAGGAGCACUACAUAUACUACAAUAUCAACUCAUAUAUACUUAUAUACAUAUAUAUAUAUAAAAUUUUGUAAUAAUGAUGAGAAUUGAUGAUAAAAUACAACUAUUUUUAUUAUUAAAUUAAAUUAAUUUUUUUUAUCGAACGGCGAACAACACACGAUGAAUUUCAGAGAUGAUAUAAAAAAUCGGAUAAUUUUAAUAAAAAGAUUUCGAAAUCAUAAAAAACAGAAUAAAAAAACUACUAAAAAACCAAAUCGAACAGAAUAUGUUGAAAAAUAAACGUCAACCAAAACCGAUACGAUGGGGCCUCAAAAAAAUCUGUUGGGGACUUAUCAAUAUAACAGUACCGAGGCAUCAACCUCGUAGCUGGAUUGAAACAAAUUUCCAAAAACGGGAAUGUAUUAAAUUUAUUCCGUUUCCGAAGGACGAAACAAAAUGCUGUUGCGGGCAAUCACGAACAACACAUCCAACAAUACCUGGUAUAGAAAGUGGAUCACCAGGUGAUAUAUGGGUACCAUAUAAACAUACACGUCCUCAACCAACAGAUGCUUAUGGAACAAUUGAAUUUCAAGGUGGUGCUCAUCCAACUAAAGCUCAGUAUGUUCGUUUAUCGUUUGAUACCCGUCCGGAAUUGCUAGUUCAACUUUUAUCAAAAGAAUGGAAUCUUGAAUUACCUAAACUUUUAAUAACAGUACAAGGUGGUAAAGCUAAUUUUGAAUUACAACCAAAAUUAAAAAAGGAAAUUCGAAAAGGAUUAAUAAAGGCUGCAAAAACUACUGGUGCGUGGGUUUUUACUGGCGGUACGAAUACAGGAGUAACCAGACAAGUUGGCGAUGCAUUAUCAUCAGAAGGUCAACAACGGACAGGACGUGUUGUUAGUAUUGGUAUCGCUCCAUGGGGAAUCGUUGAAAGAAAUCAUGAAUUACUUGGACAUAAUCGUGAAAUACCAUGUCAUAGUAUUAGUUCACCAAGAUCUAAAUUGGCCGUGCUAAAUAAUCGUCAUGCUUAUUUUUUACUAGUUGAUAAUGGUACACAAGGAAAAUAUGGUGCUGAACUUAUUUUAAGACGGAAAUUAGAAAGAUUUAUAUCAAAUUUGAAAUUACAUCCGUUUACACAUUCAUGUACACCAGUUGUUUGUUUAGUAAUUGAAGGUGGAACGAAUACAAUACGUGCCGUUCUAGAAUAUGUUACUGAUACACCGCCAGUUCCUGUUGUUGUUUGUGAUGGAUCCGGUAGAGCUGCUGAUUUAAUAGCUUUUGUGCACAAAUAUGCUUCUGAUGGAGAUGAGCAACCUGUACUGGAGUCAAUGAGAGAAUAUUUAAUUGGCACAAUACAAAAAACAUUUGAAGUCGGUUUUGAGCAAGCAGAAAAGUUAUACCAUGAACUCCUUCAGUGCACUAGAAAUAAAAAUUUGAUUACCGUCUUUCGAAUACAGGAGAAACCAGAUGGUGAAGCUCAAGAAUUGGAUCAGACAAUAUUAACAGCCUUAUUUAAAUCCCAACAUUUAAGUCCACCGGAACAACUUAGUUUAGCAUUAACAUGGAAUCGUGUUGAUAUAGCAAGAACAGAAAUUUUUGUUUAUGGUCAAGAAUGGCCGUCAGGUGCACUCGAUGAAGCAAUGAUGCAAGCAUUAGAACAUGAUCGUAUCGAUUUCGUUAAAUUAUUAUUAGAGAAUGGCGUUUCGAUGAAAAAAUUUUUGACAAUACCCCGUUUAGAAGAAUUAUAUAAUACAAAACAUGGACCAGCUAAUACUUUAGGAUAUAUUUUAAGAGACGUUAGACCACAUAUACCAAAAGGAUAUGUAUAUACUUUGCAUGAUAUAGGUUUAGUUAUUAAUAAAUUAAUGGGAGGUGCAUAUCGAUCAUAUUAUACACGUCGUAAAUUUCGUCCAAUUUAUGCUAAGGUUAUGAAUAGUUAUGCAAAUGCCCAUCGGAAAUCAUCAACUUAUCAACGUUAUGCCGGUGCAAACUCUAUGAGCCUUGUUACUGGUUUAUUACCAUUCACCUCAGAAAUGGCACUUUUUGAAUAUCCGUUUAAUGAAUUGCUUAUGUGGGCUGUAUUAACAAAACGUCAAGAGAUGGCAAUGUUAAUGUGGACACAUGGAGAAGAAGCUUUAGCUAAAUCACUUGUUGCAUGUAAAUUAUAUAAGGCGAUGGCACAUGAGGCAGCUGAAGAUGAUUUAGAUACAGAAAUUUAUGAUGAAUUAAGAAAUUAUGCUAAGGAAUUCGAAACUAAAGGAAUAAAAUUGUUAGAUUUUUGUUAUCGUCAAGAUUGUGAUAAAGCUCAAAGGUUAUUAACAUGUGAAUUACAUUCAUGGUCAAGUCAAAGUUGUUUGUCGUUGGCUGUUGCUGCUAAUCAUCGUGCUCUAUUAGCGCAUCCCUGUAGUCAAAUAAUUUUAGCUGAUUUAUGGAUGGGCGCACUUAGGACUAGGAAAAAUACAAAUUUAAAGGUGAUACUAGGACUAUUAUUUCCACCGUUUAUUAAAAAAUUAGAUUUUAAAUCAAAAGAAGAAUUACAAUUAAUGCCACAAACCGAAGAAGAGCAUUUAGAAAAUCAAAAUUUAGAUUAUGAUGAUCUCGAUAAACAUCAUCCUGAUGCAGAGAAUGCUCUUACAAAAGCAAAACGAUCAAUUUCAUUGAAAUAUCGAAGAGGAAAUAAUUCAGCACAGGCCCUUUUAGCUGACACUUACUCGCUGCGAGAUACAAAAGUUCAAGAAAAUGGAAAAGUUGGCCUAACCGGAGCCGAUGCACCAACAUCCGCUAAAGUUAGCUUUGAAAAUCAAAAUAAUGAGGUUUCUCUAUCGGAUUCAGAUCCGUCACAAAUUCGAGACUUUUUUAAUAAUACACAAGACUAUGAAGCUCGUCAACUGCAACCAUUAAGGCUGAAAAAGAAAAUUUAUGAAUUUUAUACGGCACCAAUAACAAAAUUUUGGGCUGAUUCAAUGGCCUACGCGUUCUUUUUAGUUAUGUUCACAUAUACUGUUCUUGUUAAAAUGGAUACGGUACCACAUUGGCAAGAAAUUUAUUCAAUAGCCUAUAUUUUUACAUUAGGCUGUGAAAAAAUUAGGGAAAUAAUUUCGUCGGAGCCUGUAGCAGUAACGCAUAAAUUUUCAGUGUGGGCAUGGAAUAUGUGGAAUCCUUGUGACGCUGCCGCAAUAAUAUUUUUUGUGAUUGGUUUUUCAUUGCGUUUUCGUGAAAACACAAUGGAUAUCGGUCGUGUGAUAUACUGUGUUGAUAGCAUUUAUUGGUACUUGAGAAUUCUCAAUAUUUUAGGUGUAAAUAAAUAUUUAGGUCCUUUGGUUACCAUGAUGGGCAAAAUGGUUAAAAAUAUGAUUUAUUUUGUUGUAUUGUUACUUGUUGUUUUAAUGAGUUUUGGUAUUAGUAGGCAAGCAAUUUUAUUUCCAAAUAAACCACCAAGUUGGAAACUGUUGCGUGAUGUAUACUUUCAGCCAUAUUUCAUGUUGUAUGGUGAAGUAUUUGCUGAUGAUAUUGAUCCACCAUGUGGAGAAGAUCCCUCACAAAAACCAUGCCUGACAGGUCAUUGGGUAACACCGAUAACUAUGGCUAUGUACUUAUUGAUUGCUAACAUAUUGUUAAUUAAUUUGUUAAUAGCAGUUUUUAAUAAUAUUUUCAACGAAGUGAAUUCUGUUUCACAUCAGGUUUGGAUGUUUCAACGUUUUACGGUUGUUAUGGAAUAUCAACAAAAACCAGUUUUACCGCCCCCUUUAAUUGCUUUCUGUCACUUUUACUCUUUACUUAAAUACUGUAUUAGGAAAGCUAAAGGUACGCAAAUGGGACUUGAAGUUCAACGUGAUAACGGUUUAAAAUUAUUUUUGGAAAAAGAUGAUCUUGAACGCUUAUAUGAUUUUGAAGAAGAAUGUGUUGAAGGUUUCUUUCAUGAACAGGAAAUAAUUUUAAACCAAUCUACGGAAGCAAGAAUAAGAACAACAACAAAUCGUGUUGAAAAUAUGUCACAAAAAAUUGAAGACAUAAAUCAAAAAGAAAAUAUGCAAACAGCUACAGUACAGAAUAUUGAAUUUCGGCUUCGUAAGGUUGAGGAGUCAACCGAUGAAAUUUUAUCUCAUCUAGCAGUAAUUCACCGUUUCAUGUCGGCUCACACAUUAACACAAGAAGCAUUUCCAGGAUCUUCUGGCAAUCUAAACAACUUGGGUAACGAGCUAAGAUUACGAACAGUUUCUGUAACAGAACCACUAGAAAGCACCAACACAUUGCAAGUGAGCAAUGUAAAUACCAAUCGUCGAAAGUUUAUGCGAUCAUUAACAGAAGUUCGUUCAGAUGCAUAUAUAUUCGAUGACGGAACUCAUUUUGAAGUUGUACCCGUUCCAGAAGAAAAUGAAAUGAUACGAUCACGAGAAACGCUUAACCUGAGUGGCGCAGGCGCCAAUCGUAAGGCUUCAAUUCAAUCAGAGGAUUCUGACCCCUACACUGGCUCUGGUCAACAACAACAAACCCAGAAACAAAGUUCCAUUGGUGAAUCUCGAAAGCCACCAUUCCUUAAUGUUCGGCAAGAUACGACAACAAGUACUGAAAGCAAAGACACCUUAACACCAUUAGGUCAUCCAAAUGAUCAUCAGUUAGAUGAACAUGGCGAUUCUUCAGAAAAUAUUAUGGAUAUUGAUUUCUCAAAUGUAAAGCAACGUGCAAUGCGGCAAAGAACUCAAUCUGCGAUAUGUCGAAGAAAUUCGGAAAGCUGUUCGAAUUAUGAUAUGAAUCGAUCACAAAUGAGUUUAAAUCAAUUAGCGAUGACAAAAAGGCAGUUAAGCUUAACUCAAUCUGAACCAGAUAGCGGAAACGAGCCAGCAGUAGCGGUAUCCGUUAAGCCAGUAAUACAAGCAAGGCAUCCCAGAAAUUUGCUUCUACAAUUUCAUACUGAAUACACUUCAAUUACAGACGAACUUGAAAGUGUUUGCCACAUGAUAGCUUCUCCAACUACAUCUAUAACAGGACCAACUGAAAGACCAAAAACUAUAAAUGAAAUGUCUACUGCCGAAUGUGCUGCUUUGAUAGAAAAGCAGCAUUUAAAGGAAUGCGAGGAGAAUGAUUAUCUGAUGUUGGAAGGUUUACUCCAAGCUCGUGGAUCACAAGAUGAAAAUAGUGGGACUUCGUUAGAAGCUUUUCCGGUGGACCGCCGUCCCUCGCUACGCCGUGAAUCAGCCAUUGAGCUAUCUCCAUCUAAGCCUCCGGUCGGCUCUGAUAUGGGGUUUAAUAUUCAAAACGAUCAUACUCUUUAUGAACGGCAUUCCUCAAGUGAAUCACAAACUUCUCGUAACCAAAAUCAUCAAAAUCCACAAAAACAAGGGCAAUCACAACCAUCUUAUUCACGUACAAGUAGUGAACUUUUAAAUCCAACUCAAAUUGAUACAAGAAUCUUUCGAAAAUCAUGUGAAAGUUUGCAAAAAAAUUCUAGUACUGAAACAGAUUAUUCACUACAUCCAUACCGGGUCAUAAAACAAAGCUCAAACGAUACAACUGCAUCAAUGACCGGAUCAUUUAAUAUUGACACUCCAUCAAUGACAGCAGAGCCAUCCUUAGAUGCUGUAGAUCUUAAUGCCGCACAAAAUUCAACUCACUCAAUUACUGUUGAUUCUUAUACCAGUACAACAACAACCUCCGCUGCAAGUGUUGUUAGUAAUACUGGAAAUAUCAAUUCUGUAACUGGCUCAACUUAUCAUCAUAAAGCAACCACUCCAUUACGUACAGUACAAACAAUAGGAACAUCUGAUUUACGAUAUCCUUUAUCCAAACAUUUAUCAACAGAUCCAAUAGGAUUACAACCUACUCAACCUAGAUCAGCAAUGUUAAAAAAGCAAUAUAGUAUGGAUCAAACAAAAUACUCACCAAAACGUACAGCUUCAGAAUCAGAUAAAAUUGAUGAAGACAUUUGUGCUCCGGGCGAUUUUACUAAAAUUGGUUUAUCUACUGCCACACCAAUUAUUAGUUCUGUUACAACACAAAUUCAACAGCAACAUCAGCAGCAACCAACUAGUAGCAAUUUAGUUUUAAAUCAAAAAUUAUUACCAUCCCCAACAACAACAUCAACAAUAUUAAAACCAUCAAUGAAACUAGCCCCACCAACAUCAACCAUUAAAAUGAGCUUAAAUGUCCUUUUAGAGAGUAGCUCAAGUACAGAAGAAUCGAAAGAUGAAGUUGCUUGUAAUACAAUAAUGCCAACAAUUAGUACAAAUAUCGUACAAGAUGAAAUUGCAAAACUAUCAUCAAAUAUUAAAAGUAGCACCGAUUCAGAAAAGGAUCCACCAUACAACGAGACAAUGUGCUGAUUUUGAAUUAAUAUUUAUAAACUAAAAACUUUUUUUUCUUUUCGUGUUUUGAUUUAAUAACAGAAUAUUAAAAUAUUUUCGCAGGCGUAAAAUUUCGUCCCUGGUUUACCUUUACUAAAAGCGAAAUAUUUUGAGUAAUUCUAACGAUUUUAAUAUAAUUACAAUAAUAUUGUUAAUUUUUUUACAUAUUGAUAUUUCUGAAUCAAUUUUCCAAUUUCAAUUAAUCGAAAAUUUUUUACUUAAAUUAACCUAAUAUACUAGCUGUAUUCUAAUUACUUGUAAUAUAAUUAUCUAGUUACUGCAGAUAAUUUUUCUCAAUAAGGAUCUUUUCUAUAUUCUGGAGUAAAAUUACUACACAAAUAUCAUUUUCAGAAUUAUUCAAUAUUGUUAUGUACAUGCUCAAUGCGAAUAUUAUUUUAUUUGUAUGAAACAAUUACUUGCGAAUUACUGCUUACUGAAAAGCGAGUCCUUCAAAUUUAAAAACCACUUGCAGUAUUUAGUUUUAGACUUACUAAAGUAUUAAACUUUUACUCCAGCUAGGACAGCUAAAAAGGUAGCACUAAAUUAUUGUAUUUAGAACUUAAAAUAUUAAUGGAAUACAGCUUUCACUUUCAAAGUAUAUUUGUAAGCAAUCUUUUUUGAAGGUAUUUUUUAUUCUCAAAUUUAAAAAAAAAAAAACUUUAUUGUAAAUAAUAAUAAAAUUCGAA
Condylostylus longicornis is the source of this 8257-nucleotide messenger RNA. RefSeq names its product transient receptor potential cation channel trpm (gene Trpm). Gene Ontology annotation, cellular component: membrane. Gene Ontology annotation, biological process: monoatomic cation transmembrane transport; protein tetramerization. NCBI's taxonomy places the organism in Eukaryota, Metazoa, Arthropoda, Insecta, Diptera, Dolichopodidae. The record is from RefSeq and is a predicted model, not a curated record. The coding region runs from base 1518 to 7550 and encodes 2010 amino acids. The transcript has 39 exons. Gene Ontology annotation, molecular function: monoatomic cation channel activity.